Messenger RNA from Purpureocillium lilacinum, 2037 nucleotides. RefSeq lists its product as uncharacterized. Lineage: Eukaryota; Fungi; Ascomycota; Sordariomycetes; Hypocreales; Ophiocordycipitaceae. The record is from RefSeq and is a predicted model, not a curated record.
AUGCACGAGUUUCGCGCCGCUGGCGAGGACAACGUGGGUGACCUGCUGGAAUACGUCGACGAGGAGGGCUACUUGACGCUGUCAAACCAGCCGGACUAUGCGCUGGCGAUGCUGCAUCUAGCAGAGGCGUUUCAACUGCGGAAUCUGUACCUCGGUGCGUUUGCACAUUGCGUUGGCAUGAAGCAGAGGCUCUCGUCGAGCAAUGAGCUUUCGAACAUAACUUCGGCGUCCAGGAGACUCAUCAGGCAAAAACGGGCGGAGUUGGAUGCCCGACUGGAACGCACCGCGACAAUGCUCACUAAUUUCCUCGACAAGGAGCUAUCAGAGGCACACAUUGGCAUUCCCUUGGGAGCACGCAUGCAUCUUGACCGGUUUCGCUCGUUCCUAUUGUCGUUUUACAGUGCCAAAUUCGGAUACUACCCUCCACGUCGGUUCGAUGCAGCCACGCUGCGCGUCCUGGCCGAGGACUUUGCCGCUCUGCACGCGCUGCUCGAGGACGACGGGUACACGGCCGGGCCUUUCGAUCUGAUGCCGUCGUCUGCGGUAGGCGGCAUAUGCACGCUCCAGCUGAUACAGGCGCUGGAUGCACGGAACCAUUUCGAUCCCUUGCAGCACCCGCUGCCUCUCCUCCCGCAAGUUGACGCCCAAAGCUCGACACGACGCAUCCCGUGGUUCCCGCGCAGCAAAAGCAAGGCAGACCAGCGGCAGGUUGAGCACGCGGCGUUGGUGCGGGCUUCACAUUGGAGAGAGGACCUGUUCCGGAACGAUCUUGUGCGCGCGUACCGAGGCUUCGAGGAGGCGACCGUCGUGGCACCGAGCCGUGCAGACCGACACGAGAGGGUUUCGCUGCUGGACGCGCGCAAGGUCCGCUGGAUACUCAUCUACGCGGUGCAUCAGACGCUGCGUCAGGUCACGAACCCUGAGGCCGGGGUACCUGAUGAGAAAGGCGCACAGUAUCUGCUAUCCGCAUCACUAGAUGACGUGCUCCCGUGGAGAGAGCACCAGGAUAUCGAAAAACUAGCCAGGAGGCAGACCGACCUUGCACUUGGUCAGCGAGGAAAUGAAGGGCCGCAGCGGGACGACUCGACGGGCGUGAUGGAGAUAAAGCCUGACAUUGAUUACUUUGCGCUGACACACAAGACGCCGCCGCCGCCGCCACCGUCGCGGAGCCGCCGUUUGUCGCUCACCGGGCCAUCAUCGACAGAUGUUUCGCGAUCGAACUCGUUCAAGCGCGCGCUGAGUCGCAGCUCGACACUCCGCAGGUCGGUUAGGAGGUUGAAGCAAGCCACUUCGUCGGCGGUCCCAACGCCUCCUGCGACGGCGAUUGGGUUGAGCAAGCCAGCUUACCAUGAGAUUGUCGUGCAUGGCUACGGUAACGGGACGAACAAUGUGAGCUUCGACACGCCGCCGCCGUCGGAGCCGCUACCCAUACGGCGGCUACACACGUCGGUGGGCGUGACGAGCAGGAGCGGAUCGACGGCAUCGGCGUCGCACUCAGAUUCAAGUACAAGUUCUACUGGCCAGGCCAUGACGGUGGGCAGUCCGGCAGAGACGUUGGCCUCGUCCAUUACCAUACCAAGCCCAACUAUAGCACCGGUUGCAGACACAGACCCGUCCUGCGACCCUGUGGGCGCGAAGCCCUCCCGGCGCUGGAGCCAGCACGGCGGGUCAGCCCGUCCGAGACUGGCAAAAUCGAACUCACUCAAACGACGGCCCAUGAGUGCCGCCAUCGAGGGCUACAACUACGCCAAGUCACUGGGGCACUUUGUCGAGCAGGAGGGCCGCAACAUGCUCUCGCGCAGCGGCAGCAGCAGCGGCAGCAGAGCGGGCCUCUCGCGACGGCACAGCCUCAUGGGGGGCGGGCCGGAACUUCGCCACAAGGCGAGCAUGCCGCUGCCGCGCGUGAUUGACGAGGAGGAGGCGGCGGGGGUGCUGCCGCGGGACUCUGGCGACUGGACGGCGAUGCAGGCGUUUCUGGACGGCAAGACGGGCGAGGAGGAGUAUGCCGACUUGGGCGGCCUGAUUGCCUUGAGGUGA